UUGCCAACGUGAAAUGAUGUAAUGAAACAAAAUUGUCAAAAAAUGUCACAAAAAUCGAAAACAAAAAUAAAAUAUUUAAUCAACUUUGACCGAAUGAGUGGCGUUCUUGUUGUUGCUAAACUAAACAAUCCAAAACCUAUUUCAUUUUUUAUAAAAAUAAUAAUAAAUUAAAAACCAAAUAAAUUUUAUUUGAUUUUUAAUUUAUCAUUAUAAUUUAUAUUUUUAUAAUUGCAUAAAUAAUUUAUAAUUAUAAUAGAAUAACAAUAACAAUACUUCAAUUCAAAUUAAGAUUACAUUUGAGAUUGUUAGCUAGAUUAGAUUAGAGUAGCAUUAGAUUAGUAGACAAUUAUUUCUUGCAAGAAGAUAACCUCUGGCCAAAUAAAAAAAUUGUGGUACGAGAUUCAGUAGUAACAACAACAAAUAACUGAAUAACAUUAUUUGAAAAACAGAAACACAAAUUGUGUAAUCCUAAUUAAUACUAAUGUUGUAACAUUAAAGAUUUAACAUUAUUAAAGCGGCCAUCAUGUACGAGUGUGUAGAAUGUGGCUACAAAACUGACUGUCUUUUCAGAAAGUUAUCCACAGAGGUCAUCAAGCUCUCUCAUUGUGAGAAUUGCAAACAGCCGGUAGACAAGUACAUUGAGUACGACAACAUACUGACAGGCAUUGAUGCAACACUGCACAAGACACAGGCCUACAGACAUCUUAUACAUAACUCGAACAUAAAGUCAACGAUGAAGUUAUGGUUAGUGUACCUACUCUGUGACGUGUACGUGGCAUGGCAGAGUUUGAAGAAAAUGUCUUGUGAUGAUGCGGAUGAACCUUACUCUGAAGGGGUGUUCAGCAUGCUCUUUCUCCUUGCUGUAGUUGAUUGGCUCUGGUAUGUGGUUGUGUUGUUUCUGCUCAUUACUUUGUUCACUGAUGUCAGUACAAAAGAUCAUUAUCUGAGGACCUUAGUUUUGAGCAGUUUCGGCAAGUUGCUCUCGCUACCUGCCCUCAUCUGGACGACCAUGCACGAGAACAUCUACUUCAUCCUCAUUCAAAUCUUCAUUUUGACAUCAAACAUUACUGCUCUGAAAGGUCCUCCGUUUUAG
Molecule: messenger RNA, 1093 nt
Organism: Helobdella robusta
Lineage: Eukaryota; Metazoa; Annelida; Clitellata; Rhynchobdellida; Glossiphoniidae
Exons: 5
Coding region: 524-1093 (189 amino acids)
Biological process (GO): sterol metabolic process; regulation of plasma membrane sterol distribution; sphingolipid metabolic process
Cellular component (GO): cortical endoplasmic reticulum; Golgi apparatus
Source: RefSeq, a predicted model, not a curated record